CAUACACAUUGCCCACAUGCCUGCCCUAAGCUUCAGAAGAGAGAGGAGAGGGUGGAAGGCUGGAGCUGGAUGUACAUGAACGUGUCUGGGGAGACAGUGUGUGAUUGUGCACAUCAGAUAAGAAGAACAAGAAGAAGAAGAAGAUUGAGGAAAUACAGAGUUGAGAAAAGUGCCAGCUCAGAAGCUUCUGGAAGGACAGACAGACAGGCAGGGCAGGCCUGAGGGACAGACGGGCACCCAGACAGGCAGACCGGAGCAGGGCCAUUGGAGGACUAUUGGAGGACUGUCUGCCAUUACCAUAGGACCACUCCAGCUUUCUUCUUGGCAAGAUCCCCUGCUUUACUCUCUCUCUCUCUCACUCCUCUCUCGCUCUCUCUCUCUCUGUCCCUCACUCCGAAGCAUGGACCAAGGGGACCCUGAAGGAAUUACUAUUUUGACACUUUAACUUGACGGACCUACACAACGCGGUGGCGGCAACAGCAAAGCCUAACAACCAUCUCUGGAAGCUUCUCCAGUUUCGGAACGACUAUUCUGGAAAGUUUUUGUGUGCGUGUGAGUGUGUGGAAAUCCCUCACCAGUGGAGACAUCACCAGGAUUUCGAUGGGACUUUCAAAAAAGGGCAGCACAAGGAAGGGUAACGUCUAUUCUUUUAUGACACAAAGUCAUUGAAUACCCUCUAACCUAUCUGGUGUUCCAGGAGAGUUUUAAAGGAAGGACGAAAGGAAUAGUGACCACUUCUUUUCAAGUUUGUUCAUGUUCUCCACUUCUCUUUGCAUGGCACAGUAUUUGUGACAGUAAAACUGGAGAGCGAAUCUGCGCACAAAAACUUUUCAGGAAGAGGAGUUUGUGCGUGUGUGUGAGUGUGCUGGGCAGCUGGAGGACUGCAAGCGGAGCGUCCUGCGACACACACAUUGCAGUAAUUACAAAGCAGCAUGGGAGAGCAGUAAUUAAGGGGGCUAUAAAAAGAGGCCGGCACACACACUUGCACACACACACACUCGCACACACACACACACACGCACACACACACACACACACGGCACUGGUGGAGAAGGUGGAAGCCAAGGGGCUGGGACGUCCCCUCCAACACACACACACACACACACACACACACACACACACACACACACACACACACACAUACACAUACACAGGCACACACGGACACGCGCCUGUGCGCACACACACCGUUACUGUGGUAACACACCACAAAAACUUUUUUGUUACAGAAAAAGGGAGCUAAUAUGUACUUACUGUGCAUUUUGUGAAUGUACAUACAGCUGUGUUGAAGGACAAGACACAUGUUAUAUUUAAAGCAGUGAUCUCACUCACUCUAACACAACUCACCAGAAACACACACUUUUGUGUGCUACCGGCUAACUUACAGUACAGUCACUGUCACUCAACUUCCUCAUACUUUCUUGUAAUAAUACCACACACACACACACACACAAAGAAGUGUACCCAAUGCCACUUACUUCAACUUACUUCAGGACACACUGCACUUACACUUUUUGUGACCAACCACCACUGCACAACCACAGAACCAACCGCACUACCUAAACCAACCAUCCAACCGACCGAGACUACCUAACCAGCCAGUCUGCCCAGCACCCACACAGCCAACCCACCAAGACUACCUAACCAGGCAGUCUACAGAUCCAAGGCUACCUAACCAGCCAGCCUACCACCAACCCACCAGCCAACCCACCUCCUCUCCUCCUCAGCAUUAUGGAUUCCACAGGUGGGCACUACUUGAACAAGAAGGCGGUGCUGUCAGGCCUGGGUGCGGCCCGCAUGGUCCAGCUGUUUCUGGGCUGCACCACCAUGGCGCUGGUGUCCCACAGCGCGGGUUACCGGGCCGACUACGGCGUGUACUGCAUGUUCGUGUGGUGCUUCUGCUUCGCCGUGACGCUGGUGGUGUUCAUGCUGGACGUGACGCGUCUGCACGGCUGCAUGCCCAUCUCCUGGGACAACUUCACCGUCUCCUUCGCCAUGCUCGCCACCCUCAUGUACGUCACGGCCUCCGUGGUGUACCCCGUCUACUUCCUGACGACCGAUUGCGCGGCGGAGGACUGCGAGGCCUGGGGCUACCGCAUCGCCGUGACCGUCUGCUCCAGCGUGUGCUCGUUCGCGUACGGCGCCGAGGUCUUCCUGACGCGGGCCAAGCCGGGCCACGUGGUGGGCUACAUGGCCACGCUGAGCGGCCUGCUGAAGGUGGUCCAGGCCUUCUCGGCGUGCAUCAUCUUCGGGGCGCUGGCGCACGACAGCGAGUACGAGAAGCACAUCCCCACGCAGUACUGCGUGGCCGUCUACAGCCUGUGCUUCACCCUCACCGUGCUGGUCAUCGGCGCCACGGUGUCGGGCCGCACGUCCAAGCUGACAAAAGCUGAAUCAAGUUUAAAAAUGAGCGUGGGCUUCCUUGGCGCGGGUCAGUUGGCGCACGCGCUGGUGCGCGGAUUCACAGCAGCAGGUGUUAUAUCUGCCCAGAGAAUCACAGCAAGCUCUCCAGACACAGACCUGCCCACUGUGGCCGGCCUGAGGAAACUGGGGGUGAACUUCACGACGAGCAACAAGGAGACAGUCCAGAAGAGCGAUGUUCUGUUCCUGGCCGUGAAGCCGCACAUCAUCCCCUUCGUGCUGGACGAGAUUGGGCCUGACAUCGAGGACCGCCACCUCAUUGUCUCCUGCGCCGCCGGAGUCACCAUCGGAUCCAUCGAGAAGAAACUGAUGCAGCAUCGUCCCAGCCCCAAGGUGAUGCGUCUGAUGACCAACACCCCGGUGGUGGUGCGCGAGGGGGCCACGGUGUACGCCACGGGGACCCACGCCGAGGUGGAGGACGGGAAGCUUCUGGAACAGCUGAUGAGCAGCGUGGGCUACUGCACCGAGGUGGAGGAAGAUCUCAUAGACCCCGUCACCGGACUCAGUGGCAGCGGACCCGCAUAUGCGUUUACGGCGGUGGAUGCCCUGGCUGAUGGAGGUGUGAAGAUGGGACUCCCCAGGAGGCUGGCCGUCAGACUAGGAGCACAGGCCCUACUGGGAGCGGCGAGGAUGCUGCUGGACUCGGAGCAGCACCCAGGGCAGCUGAAGGACAACGUGUGCUCACCAGGGGGCGCCACCAUCCAUGCGCUCCACGUCAUGGAGAGCGGAGGCUUCCGCAGCCUGCUCAUCAACGCCGUGGAGACAUCCUGCAUCAGGACCAGGGAGCUGUCGUACCUGGCGGACCAGGAGAAGAUCUCUGCGGCGGCCAUCAAGAAGACGACGUUGGACAAGGUGCUGCAGCAGCCGGGCGUGGCGGAGGGCGGCGUGGGAGUACGCACGGAGACCGGACCCGGAGUACGGACCGGCAUCAGCCUCUACAAAAACAACCGACACAAGAAGUGAGAGAGCGAAGUGGAGCGGAGUGAAGCUUACCGGCCUUACCACACACACACACACACACACACACACACACACACACACACACACACACACACACACAC
Molecule: messenger RNA, 3482 nt
Organism: Engraulis encrasicolus (European anchovy)
Lineage: Eukaryota; Metazoa; Chordata; Actinopteri; Clupeiformes; Engraulidae
Product: pyrroline-5-carboxylate reductase 1, mitochondrial-like
Exons: 9
Coding region: 1732-3384 (550 amino acids)
Biological process (GO): L-proline biosynthetic process
Cellular component (GO): membrane
Molecular function (GO): pyrroline-5-carboxylate reductase activity
Source: RefSeq, a predicted model, not a curated record